GGAGCUGCUGCUGGGAAUGCUGCGCCGUCGCCGUGCCACCACGCCCCAUCCCCACGGAGAGACCCCCGAGGCGGCCGCGGGGGUCCCGGCCGCGCUGCCAGGCGGCGCCGAGCUGCGCUGCCUGACGGCCCCGGCGGUGGAGGCGGAACCCGAGGCCCCCCCCGGGCCCCACCACGGACACUCCCACGGCCCCGCUUUGCCCCCCAAUCCCGCGGCCGCCGAUCUGGCGUGGAUGGUGGUGCUGGGAGACGGCAUCCACAACCUGACCGACGGGCUGGCCAUCGGCGUUGCCUUCUCCCACAGCCUCCCCAGCGGCCUCAGCACCGCGCUGGCAGUGCUGUGCCACGAGCUGCCCCACGAGCUGGGUGACCUCGCGGUGCUGCUGCAGGCAGGCACGGCGCCCCGCACCCUCCUGCUGCUCAACCUGCUCUCGGCGCUGCUCUCCUGCCUGGGGGCGGCCGUGGGGGCGGCCGUGGGGCAGAACGCGGCCCAUCUCACCCCGUGGAUCCUCACCGCCACCGCCGGCACCUUCCUGUACGUGGCUCUGGCUGACAUGCUCCCCGAGGUGCUGCGGGGUCCCGGCGGGGGGACGUGGGGCCGCUUCGUGCUGCAGAACGCGGGCUUCCUGCUGGGCAGCGGCAUCAUGCUGGGCAUCGCGUUGGCCGAGGGCCACCUCAGCGCCUGGCUGCAGCCCUGAGGGGGCGGCCCCCGUGAGCCCCCGCCCCGCUGGGACCCCCAGCACCCAGCCCCGGCUUCGGACUUUCUCCCCUCCUCGUGGGACCCCUCUGCCAACCCAGAUGAAAUGCAGCCAAUCGCGGGGGCUCCGUGGGUCGCAGCUGCCAGACCCCGACUCCGCGUCCCCGUGGGGGGGGGGGGGCGGCAGGACGACGCUGGGCCCCCACCCCUCUUUGGUGGCGCUGCAGAGCUGCGGGUCUGGCGGCGCCGGCGUCGAAAGGAACGCGUUCCCCUGCCUGAGAAAGGACAGCAGAAGAGGCGUAGAAGCAAUAGCAUUUAAUAAACAUACUCGAUUCAAAGCCACAAUAUGAAUAACAGGACUUGGUCGCAGCUUACAUUGUAUAAAAUAGAUCAAGUCUGAA
Tympanuchus pallidicinctus (lesser prairie-chicken) is the source of this 1097-nucleotide messenger RNA. RefSeq names its product solute carrier family 39 member 5 (gene SLC39A5). Gene Ontology annotation, molecular function: zinc ion transmembrane transporter activity. Lineage: Eukaryota; Metazoa; Chordata; Aves; Galliformes; Phasianidae. Gene Ontology annotation, cellular component: membrane. Gene Ontology annotation, biological process: zinc ion import across plasma membrane; BMP signaling pathway; intracellular zinc ion homeostasis. Bases 17 to 697 code for a protein of 226 amino acids. The record is from RefSeq and is a predicted model, not a curated record. The transcript is spliced from 6 exons.